This is a messenger RNA of Sycon ciliatum, 3811 nucleotides long. RefSeq names its product cell adhesion molecule DSCAM-like. Gene Ontology annotation, molecular function: protein binding. The record is from RefSeq and is a predicted model, not a curated record. The transcript has 14 exons. Gene Ontology annotation, biological process: cell-cell adhesion. The coding region runs from base 717 to 3251 and encodes 844 amino acids. NCBI's taxonomy places the organism in Eukaryota, Metazoa, Porifera, Calcarea, Leucosolenida, Sycettidae.
GCAGACCCCCGUUGACUCAUUCUGUACUGCAAAUCUCGUCCUUGCCGGCUUGGCUCACUUUGUGCUUCACGAGGGUUGGCCUAGAACUUGAAGAAAAAUGUUUGCCAAGCCAAGACAGCUAUCGAGGCAAACAUUUGACAGGCGUUUAGCGGCGCUGAACCGCCCCGAGCCUAGUUUUAUCUCGGUGGUGGGCUAGUUCCUUCGGUGACAACUGGCGGAAAUUGUCGCCAGAAGUGAUUUCCGUGCUCAGCAGUUGUGCCAAGGAUCGCGUACGAGCUAGUCAGCGGGCGCAUGGUAUUACGCUCAGCCAUCCGUGUUUGGAGGAAUGUCCGAGCAGCGAGUAAACAGACGACAGUUGCAUAUUCUGCAUCAUUCUAGUCCCGAUGCGAUACCCUCAUGCACAUCCAGUCAGACAUGGUUGCCACAUGCGAGUAGUCACGGAUGCCACGUCGCAAGCCAGGCAAGUGACAUUUCAGUCGUCGAAGAGCCGAAAGGAAGUUCAGGAAAAACGAGAGCAGGCAGCUGGCGGUUGUCCGAGGUGCCUUUGCGUUAUUCAACUAGCUGCUUACGAGCAGAGUUGUCUGGUUGUUUCUGCGGAGCGGAUCGGGAAGCGAGUGUGGCGCGGAGCAUUCUAUUGGAACAGCAGAAUAGCAAGAGAUCAUCCAUCGCACGGGCUUUAGUCUGUCGUCAUCACUCAGGCUGACUACAAGCGAAGCAUGCACGCCAACCAUCACGCCAUCCAUGCUGCGUUCGCCCUGCUGACCCUUGCUUUGCAUCACGGAGUUCAGGGGCAGUCUCUGGGAGCACCCACAGUCGAAUCGGCCAGCCUGGGCAUUCUCGUCGAGGGCAGGAGCAGCGUAAACGCGAGCAUCAACUGCCACACAACCGUUACGGGGAGCAGCGAUGAGUUUGUCCUGCAAUGGUUCCGUAACAACGAAUCCGUGACGGCACAACAGGAAGAAUUUUCACCAACAGGUGCUGCAGUACGUUUCUUUUCGAACAACCUGAAUUUGAACGACGGCGAUGGUGUCUGGUUGGAAAACGACUCGGCCACGUACACGUGUAUUUUGAUGGACAAGACCGCUGAUCUGAAAUCGGCGCCCACCGUGUUUCGCUUAGUCGUCAAUGUACCGGCAGAGGUUUUGAACAUCUCUGCAACAAGUGCAAUCCUAGGCCAGGACCUCAUACUGACCUGCAACACACGUGGUACUUCGCCAUUGAACUACACGUGGACUCUGCCGAACGGUACUCUGUACCAUCGGCAAACCCUGACGGUGGCUAGCGUGCAGAGCACGGACGGCGGACGCUACUCGUGCAAAGUUCAGAAUGGCUUCGGCUUGCAAAUAGAGCCCAUUGACAUCCCAGUGCUGGAGAGGCCAAACCUGGGUGACAGUUACGCCCCGCAAGUCAUCGGCAACCAACAACGACAGCUCAAAGUCACGUGGAACACCUCUGUAUUCUCUACGGGCAACACACCGAUCACACGCUAUUUUGUCAGGUGCACAUCGACCUUGACUCCAGGUAAGGUCUAUCCUCCGGAUCGCAACCCCCUUCCACCGAGCCAGUCUGCAGAGGUGAUAAAGGAUUUACAUCCAGGUCGCCAAUACUCAUGCGUACUGACAGUGGCGAACAAGGUGGGAGCCACCGACAGCCAACCGGGACGGGCAACUGUCAUAGAAGAACCCCCUGGUCAAGCACCAGUCCUUACAUCUGUCACUUCCCUGUCCUCAACUUCUAUUCAGCUGAAGUGGAAGCAGAUCCCGACUGACCAGCUCAAUGGCAGACUGCUGGGCUUCAUCAUCUCAGCACAGGCGCUCGAGUGCCUCGCAGCACGAGGUUCUUGCCCGUGCACGCGCACCGAGUGCGGGCUCAGCCAAAACAUAUCCAUCUCGGCCGCUGGGAUGCCCGUGAGUCGUACACUUGUGGGCCUUCGUCGCUUCACGAUGUUCAGCGUUACCAUGGCGGCGUACAACGGGGCUGGCACCGGCGACUACUCCAGCCCGUCGACAGUUUGGACCAAUCCAGACACUCCGGGAGCACCAGAGAACUUGACCGUGGAAGCCGAGAGAGGCACAAGCAGUAUGCUGGUUCGAUUUGCGCCUCCAUCCGAACCCAACGGCAUCGUCACCGGUUUCUCAUUGACGUACCUAGGAGAAGCUCAGACUAGCGAAUCGCAGCCCAUCAUCAUCACGGCGGAUGGCAAGAGGACUCUGGAGGCACGCAUCCCCAGGCUGCCGCGCAAAGUGUCCUAUGAAUUCUAUGUACGUGCCGUCAACUCUGUCGGCGCGGGGCAGCCGGCCUCUAAGGAAGCAACCGUACCAGCGUAUCCCGUCAUCACCCACCUAUCUGGGUCUACGGUGGUACCAGAAUACGCUGCAGAAGUAACGUUACGUUGCAGUGCAGAUGGCGAUCCACCACCCAGCAUCCGGUGGACGAGACAAGGUAACAAGACGGAGAGGCAAGCACGUCCAGACGGCAGCCUAGUACUCAGUGUCGUGCAGAGCAGUGACGCUGGUACCUACGUGUGCACGGCUACAAACAUAUGGGGCACAGACAGCAAUAGCACCGCAUUGUCAGUGUUUAGUAAAUCCAGCUCAAUCAUCAGUGGCUUCAAGGACAGCUAUCUGUACAUCUGUAUAGCGGCCGCAGUACUAAUACUACUGCUUCUGGUGCUCGUCUUCUUGCUGCGACACCGCUGUCACAGCAGCGGCAAGUUAGCAGUGAAGGCUAGAAGACCCACGGCAGGACAGCAUGGCGGCAAUGAUGAGUUUGGAGUACCAGGCCUGUCCCUCUACAAUGUUGACAAUCGCUAUUCUGGUGCAUUCUCCUCAAGCCACCUCAACCAAACGGCCACCUUCCAGCGGAACCAGGAGAGCCGCUAUCAAACUCAGGAGGUACAGCAGCACCGCGGCUCCAUCAUCUCCAACGAGUACGCGAUGCCUGGCUCGCACGCAGAUCCCCCAGAGGCGUCAUCGCUACCGGCAGGAUCUCCGAGCAGCUUCUACCCGGGCGGCAAGAGACAAGCCACGCAGCCUAUGCACGUCAACUAUACAGAGAGUGGCCGCCCGCUGGGUGCGUAUCCGCCAGUCGACGAGCAAGCAGAGCACAUUGCAGUCAAUCCUGUGACUCAACAAGUCAACACUGACUUCCAGACACAGAACAUGAUGAGCAGCCGCGAGGAGCUGUUGGUCACUGAGCAAUUGCCGAUGUACACAGCUAGGCUUGGUGACCACAUACUCACUGCAAUGUAGACACUUCUAGGGUAACAGUCUGAGGUGUUGGUCACCCCAGGAGGACAGUACAUACGGCAGCAGACAGGCAUUAGCUCUGUGAGGGGAUAGCACUGUGUGUCAUGGAUGGGCAUGUGUGUGUGUGUGUGUGUGCGUGUGUGUGUGUGCGCGCGUGCGUGCGUGCGUGUGUAUGCGUGUGUGUGUCAGUGCUAGUGUAGGCGUGUGUGCAUGCGUGCCCGUGUGUGUGGUGGGGGCUCUUCAUGUAUUCAAUUUGAAGGAGAAGGUGUAAUGUAUACACGGCUAGAACAUUUGUAUCGCCUUUUUAUUGCCGCAUCCCUUUUCAAACGGUGUACUGUAGUCUAGGUAUGCUGAAAUGCCCAGUACAGUGUAUUGUGGUCAGAUGUGCACUGCUGCAGUGUAUCUAUUGAUACUGGAUUCAUAUCAUAAUGUCCUCAUUACAACUGAACAAGCAGAGGAAGAUGAGGACUGUGUCAUAACACCGAGUUUCGCGCACAAGGCGAUCAUCGGACAACAAUCCUCUUCUUCUUCUUGUUGUAAGUAGCUCGGCACUUGGGCAUCGA